AAUAAUAGUGACUUUUCACUCAAAAUAAUCUUCUUCUUUUUGGGAAAUUAACACCACAAUGGGGAACCUCUUUUGCAAAGGGAAGAAUUAUUCAAGGUGGAAGAGGAGGCCAAUGAUGAGUUUCAUUCAUAACCAAGCUUCUCCAACUCACAUAGGAAUAAGAACGGUGGAAGCUGAAAAUGUUUGCAACUUUUCAACUCAUUCGGAUCUAUGUAUCUCCAUAGCAACUUGGAAUAUGAAUGGCCAGGUUUCGUUUGAAGAGCUGGCAGAUAUGGUUGGUAGCAACCGAGAAUUUGAACUUUUAGCAGUUGGAUUGCAAGAAGCUCCAAAAGAAAGAAAAGUUGCAACACUCCUCAAAGAAGCUCUACAUGAAAAUUAUUUGAACUAUAACUCACUAGACACACAUAACAUGAUAGGCAAAGUAAUAAUGGGAUCUUUGCAGCUCUACCUAUUUGGGCCAUCAAAUGCAAAAAGAUCUUCCAUUACAGAAUUGAAGAUGGACAAACAGUCAAUUGGGGGAUUUGGAGGAAUAAUUGGAAGAAAGAAAGGAGCUGUUGCAAUCCGAAUUAACUACAAAGGCAUUAGAAUUGUUUUCAUCUCUUGCCAUCUCUCUGCUCAUGCAAGCAAGGUAGAGGAAAGAAAUUGUGAAUGUAGGCACAUAUCACACUCUCUAUUCUCUAAGAAUUGGAAUCCAUAUUCAAGACCAUCACAUAUUACUAUUUGGUUGGGAGAUUUAAACUACAGGCUUCAAGGCAUUGAUACUUAUCCAGCCAGAAAUCUUAUCAACAAUGACCUUCAUCAGAGGCUGCAUGGAAAAGAUCAGCUUUUACAAGAAGCUGGGCGUGGACAAAUAUUCAAUGGCUUCUGUGAGGGAACAUUGACAUUUAAGCCUACUUAUAAAUACAACAAAGGAAGUAGCAACUAUGAUACAAGUUACAAGGUUCGAGUGCCAGCAUGGACCGAUCGCAUAUUAUUCAAAAUAGAAGAUGAAAGUGACAUUGAAGCAACUUUACAUUCUUAUGAAUCCAUGGAUGAAAUUAAUGGUUCUGAUCAUAAACCUGUAAAGGCACAUCUCUGCUUAAGAUUAAUUCGUCAACGUCGUCUUCCACCAAUAAUUGAAAACUCUAAUUCUAUUAUCAAUAGUAAUAAUAAUAAUAAUAAUAUUAAUCAACUUUCUAGUUAG
Molecule: messenger RNA, 1183 nt
Organism: Arachis duranensis
Lineage: Eukaryota; Viridiplantae; Streptophyta; Magnoliopsida; Fabales; Fabaceae
Product: type IV inositol polyphosphate 5-phosphatase 11
Exons: 8
Coding region: 59-1183 (374 amino acids)
Biological process (GO): response to jasmonic acid; response to abscisic acid; phosphatidylinositol dephosphorylation
Cellular component (GO): plasma membrane
Molecular function (GO): phosphatidylinositol-3,5-bisphosphate 5-phosphatase activity; phosphatidylinositol-3,4,5-trisphosphate 5-phosphatase activity
Source: RefSeq, a predicted model, not a curated record